Molecule: messenger RNA, 243 nt
Organism: Protopolystoma xenopodis
Lineage: Eukaryota; Metazoa; Platyhelminthes; Monogenea; Polystomatidea; Polystomatidae
Source: the annotation of a GenBank genome assembly
AUGCCAGUUUCGGCUGGUUUAGUGCCAAGUCGCUUGUCGGUGAAUUUGAACGAAGGUCUGAUUUCACCUCCAGCUUCUCUCCAGCCUGCCCCACAAAGGUUCGUCCUCGCCGAAGCUGGACUCUCGUUCGGACCUCACUUCUACCGUCCAGGCGGGAUUCGAACUAACCACUUUGCUGUUCAGCCUCAACCAUGUGAUCCGCCUUCCCUCCACUUGAUCAAGAGCACAUCUCCGGUACGAUGA